AUGCAGAGAGAACGUAUCAAGAUUGAGGAGAAAGACAUGGACUUUGUGUUCGAAGUGGUUAGUGUCCAGUUUAACCAACUGGGUCAGUACCAGCUCAGACUGACUGUGGAGAACCCUCUUCUGGUAGGCUCUGGUACUGAGGUCCAACUGAGGCUUCAAGACGGAGAGACCAUCCAGACCAGCUCUAGCUGUACAGAUACCAUUGAGCAAACAAGUUUGGAUGAAGUCUACACUUUUAUGUGCAAUAAGUUUGUCUUCACCUUACCCAAAGGUUUUUGCAAGAACGACAAAAACCAUGAUGUGCGUCUAAAAGUGGAAGCCCUGCGUCUAAUGGACUCAGAGGUGAAGGCAGGCGAAGGAUUCUUCGCCAUCUAUCCUCGCACCAACGCUCCUCGAAUCAACCUUUAUGCAGGGCCCAAAGAGGAGCUGUAUCGUUAUUAUGGCAUUAUGGCUUUACUCCGGGUACAGGAUGACUAUCUGGCCAUGCACUGUGGCCGGCUGGUCUACUCCGUGGCCUUCCAUGAGGCCAGACCUUUUGUCCCUUUGCAUUCAGCUCAAGGAGAUGGUGGUCCUGGUGUACCCCCUUCACCAGGGUCUACAGCUCCUCAGGUGCCUUGCCUCAUCCUGGGAUCAUCUGAAACCCAGGACGCUGUGACCGCACCGCAAGGUCUAUCAGCACUUCAAGGACCUGAGUGUAUGGUCAGCCCCUUGCCAGAACCCCAGCUGCCAGAGAACACACUAUUGCUCAUCACAGCAACCAAUUUUAAUUAUAUUGAACCUGAAGCAGAUUGUAGUCACUACAAGAAAAAUGCUGUUCAGAUAAGGAUGAGUGGAGAGGAUGAGACUCGUGGGUGGAAGAGUCAGGGCGUGACCCACUGCCCUCCACUGCCCACUCAUUGCCCCUCCUGGGAGGAGAGUGUCUCUUUGGGGCUUCAAGAUCAGCAAGCGCUUACGGAGGUGGUGAUUCUUAGUGUGGCUGACAGUAGGACCAAGGAACUGCUGGCUUACUUUCGCCUUCCUGUCACACACCUGCAGCCUUUCCGGCACUACCACCUGGAGCUGGUGCAGGCUCAUAGGAUGUCUCCCACAGGGGUGCGGCUCUACGUUACCAUGGUACGCAAGCUCAGCCUUCUCCCCGGGCUGCCAUGUUUCUCCUUCACGGGGUUGGAGGUGCUCCUUAAGGCCAUGCGAGGCCCCCUGAAGGAGCCAGUGGGGCCCCUGGUUGCCGUGGCGCGUGUCGUUCCUGACUAUGAUUCGUACAGGGCGCAGUGCCAAGGAGCAGAGCUGGGCCUGGUUCCUCCGAGGGUGACUGCCAUCUGCCAGCUCUGCCCGCUGCCCCAGAGAUCCAGCCAGGUGCUGGGCAUGCUCACACCUCAGUCUGUCCCCCGGGGGGCAACGCAUUCUGGGCCAACUGUUGAUCCACAAAUCUACAGAGCACCAGUGGAGCAAGGGAUGACUUUCUUUAAUUUAGACAUGAAAAAGAGACAAGCGCAGAUGCCCGCCGAUACUCGGCUCGAUGACUGCGAUCCCGUCUCUAGGGUGGGGUUGCCCCCGGAGCAGCCCGUGUGGAAUCACUGUUUCCUCUUCCUGGGUCGAGACUGUGCCACCAUUUUCACAGGAAGAGCUGCUCUGGUGCUGGAGUACUACCCCAUCGGCACCGCUGUGAGCUCGUUUGCCUGGUACCUGCGGAGCCCCGUGGCGUUCUCAGGGCUGUGUCUGGAUCAGCUGCUCUACAGGAAGCUGUUAUCAGAGGAAGGCCUGAGGGUGGACAGACUGCCACUGCAGGGCAGCAGUCUCCAGACCAGCUCAGACACAGCCCCGUCCGUCAGCAUCCUCCUUCGUCUCAUUGGCUCGGAGCUGGACAUCACCCUGUUGCCCUGUUUGGAUACUGACCUCCAGGAGGAGGAGCAAGACUCCCUCCUCACGCAGGAGCUUUCUCCAUAUCCUGAGACAGACAUGGAGCAGACAGUUUUCCCAGCUCCCAGCAGCCUGCUCCUGUCAGACCUCCACAUCCCACAACAGCUGAAUCUCCAGAGAGAUGACGACUAUCAUCUUCUGUCCCAUGAUGCUUUGGCAAAGAUCCUUCCAGAAUACAAGCACCUUUUCAAAACACCCGACACUCAAAAUCUGAAUGAAAAGGAUGGAGGAGCCCAGAGUAAAAACCAGGAAGCCUCCUCUCAACUGAACAAAACCUUUGAAGUCCCCUCCUCAUCUAAAAGACCACAGAUUCCUGAUUCUGACGAGCCUGUGGGUGUCACUGAACGUCAAACAAAAGAGCUGGAGAAUUAUCGUACUGCUAUGUGUAAGAUGGCAGAGGAUAUCAUUGCUCUGCGCACACAGGUGUCCAGUCUGGAGUCAGAGAACAGUCAUCUGCGCAGUGACCUCAGCCUGCAGCACGACCUUGGCCGCAGCCUGCUGGAUGAAACGGACCUCGACGUCAUGACCAAAACUGAGAUCGCAGACACAAUUAAGUCUUUGAAGCUGAAGCUGGCCACUGAGAGCAGUAAGGCAGCAAGCCAAAGGGACAAGAUCCAGCAGCUUCAGAACCAGCUCAUCAGGAAGAAUGACAGUGAGAAAGAGCUGCUGAGGUUGAGGGGGGUCCACCAGCAGCAGCAGACUGUACUACUGCAGUACCAGAGUCGCAUGGCCAAGAUGGCCAGUCUGGAGACCACCAUACGGCAGCAGGAGAAGGUCAUCGAGAGGAUGGAGCGCAUAUUGGACACAAAGCUUAGAGAGAUAAAUAAAGAGAACUCGGAGAAGAAGAAGAAGAUGACUGGACCACAGAAAGGUGAGGAUGACAGCAAAAUUAGAGAGAUGGAGUCUGCACUGGUGGCAGAAAACUCUCGUCUCAGAGAGGAGGUGGAGCGCCUACGUGCUCAGCCUCCACCUGUCAUUAUUCAGCAACCCGCUCAGCAGGCCCUGCAGCCUUUCUCAGACAGAGAGAAACUGAGCCUGUUGUGUCAGUUGGAGAAGGCGGAAGUUCGGAUUCGCACGCUAGAAAGUCAGCUGGAGAAGAAUUCCAUGCAGUGGGGGAAAGAAAGACAGGAGUUGCUGUGCAGACUGAGUGAACAUGAAUACGGUUUUGUUCGCACGUCCGCCAUUUUCCUACACGAUCCACCUGUGAAAAGUGUGUCUGAUUCCAUGCUUGGCCGUUUUCGACACAGGCAACUCAAACCUCUUAAAUGA
Messenger RNA from Chanos chanos (milkfish), 3186 nucleotides. RefSeq names its product coiled-coil domain containing 33 (gene ccdc33). Gene Ontology annotation, cellular component: peroxisome. NCBI's taxonomy places the organism in Eukaryota, Metazoa, Chordata, Actinopteri, Gonorynchiformes, Chanidae. The record is from RefSeq and is a predicted model, not a curated record. The coding region runs from base 1 to 3186 and encodes 1061 amino acids. The transcript has 22 exons.